AUGUGCAAUGCUCUCUACAACGCACGCUCUGAGGCUGAAAGAGCACAGGCGCACCAGACACUCCUACCAUUGGUGCAGAAUCCACAGUGCAUGCCGCAGCUGCAGUUUGUUCUGGCGCAUACCAGCAGUCCGCAUGCUUUGAUCUUCGCGGCAACAGGCUUGAUGAAGCUGAUCACGUCGCACUGGACGUCCGUUUCCGACCACCAGAAGGAAGAGAUGAGGAGCUUUCUCCUUGACUACUUAGCAAAAAACGGCCCCGACCUUUAUCGGAGCGCGCCCAUGGGUGUGUCGCCCGUGGUGAGGCUGCUUUGCAGA
This is a messenger RNA of Symbiodinium sp. CCMP2456, 315 nucleotides long. The record is from the annotation of a GenBank genome assembly. Lineage: Eukaryota; Dinophyceae; Suessiales; Symbiodiniaceae.